AUGUCAAGACGUAAUUUACUAGACACGACCAAGGAAAACGACCCUAUUGAAGAUGGAUGUGAAAAUACAGGAGAAGCACCUCGAAGUAGUGAUAUAUGCGGUAAGAAAUUUAGGGACAAAGGACAUCUCCGGGAACAAGUAGCCAUCCAUACAGAAGUCCAACAUCACAAGUGUGAUGUCUGUGGCAAGGAUUUUAACCAGAAAGGAGACUUACGGAAACACGCAAUGAUACACAUAGAACAAAAACCAUAUAGUUGUGAAAUAUGUGGAGUUGAAUCACAAAAGCAAUCUAAUGGCUCACCGUCGGACACACACAGGAAAUGUGAAAUUUGUGGGAAAGAGUUUUGCUGGCGAAGUAACUUUAGGCGACACCAGAUAACACACGACGAAGUUAAAUCGUGUAAGUGUGAUAUUUGUGGGAAGAAGUUGAGUCUUAAAGAUACGUUUUUGGCACACCUUCGGAUACACACUGGAGAAAAACCAUUCAAGUUGCGGGAAAGAGUUUAG
Ylistrum balloti is the source of this 507-nucleotide messenger RNA. RefSeq names its product zinc finger protein 92-like. Bases 1 to 507 code for a protein of 168 amino acids. The record is from RefSeq and is a predicted model, not a curated record. Gene Ontology annotation, molecular function: RNA polymerase II cis-regulatory region sequence-specific DNA binding; DNA-binding transcription factor activity, RNA polymerase II-specific. NCBI's taxonomy places the organism in Eukaryota, Metazoa, Mollusca, Bivalvia, Pectinida, Pectinidae. Gene Ontology annotation, biological process: regulation of transcription by RNA polymerase II. The transcript is spliced from 2 exons.